Messenger RNA from Branchiostoma floridae (Florida lancelet), 2289 nucleotides. RefSeq names its product digestive cysteine proteinase 1-like. Gene Ontology annotation, molecular function: cysteine-type endopeptidase activity. Gene Ontology annotation, cellular component: lysosome. The coding region runs from base 46 to 1686 and encodes 546 amino acids. The record is from RefSeq and is a predicted model, not a curated record. NCBI's taxonomy places the organism in Eukaryota, Metazoa, Chordata, Leptocardii, Amphioxiformes, Branchiostomatidae. The transcript has 10 exons. Gene Ontology annotation, biological process: immune response.
UCAGAAGAGGUGCACGUGACGGUCACACACACAGGGACAAGAAACAUGGCGGGACAGAAGUUAUGCAUUCUGCUGCUAUUCGCUGGCCUGGCCUGCACCAGUGCAGUGAAAAUGCCCACCAUGUACCACGUGAGAGGCUUUCUCUCCCUGCCGUAUGCUCAGAUCCACGAACCAUUUGAGGUAUGGUACAAUGAGAAGGCUGGGAUGAGCAGGAUCGACUUCUAUGGUGACAUGAUGUCAACUAUCCAGAAAAGCGACCCAAAGACAGGAGGCGCCAUGUACAAGAUGGCGUACAUGACGACAGAGAAGGUGACCAACCAGAAGUCAUGUUUCCAGAUCAACGGCGACAAGGAAAAUCCGGUCAUGCCACAGUCCAUAUUCCCAGACACCACCAAGUUUAAAAGUAUUGGAACCUUCCCCUACAAGGGACUAGACUGUACCGCUUACAUGCUGAAUACUGUUGAAGGAGGAGGCAACAAAAACAAUACAUACAUCCUGUACAUGAGCAAGGGGAAGACAGAAGUGCCAGUAGCGUACUACAUGAAGGGAUACGACAGUCUGCUCGGCUCACACUAUGACGAGUACCUGCUGGACUAUACCAUGUUCAGUUCGGAGGUGUCAGAUGGUGACUUUGAGAUUCCGAAAGGGAUGAAGUGUGGUGACUUCCCUGGACCUGGGGUGGAGCACCACAUGACCUUUAACCCCAUGAAGGACUUCGUGGAGCAUCACCAAGGAAACGACCGCACCCACCAGCUGUUCCGGGAGUACCGUCAGAAACACGGGCGGACGUACGAGGAUGGCAGCAGGGAGCAUGCUCAGAGGCACAGCGUGUUCACAACUAACUCAAGGCUGAUUCAUUCCAAGAACCGUGCUAACCUCGGCUACACCCUGGCCAUCAACCAUCUGGCAGACCGCACGGAUGACGAGCUGAAGAUGAUGCGUGGUCGCACCUACAGCCCAGAGCCUAACAACGGCCUGCCCUUCGAUGAAGAGGAGCUUAUAGUGACAGAUAUUCCUGACAACAUCAACUGGGCUAUCAGAGGUGCUGUGACCCCAGUGAAGGACCAGGCUGUCUGCGGGUCCUGCUGGAGUUUUGGCGCUGCAGAGGCCAUCGAGGGAGCUUGGUUCAAAAAGACAGGCCUGCUGGUGCCCCUGUCCCAGCAGAACCUGAUGGACUGUUCCUGGGGGUACGGGAACAACGCCUGUGACGGUGGGGAGGAGUGGAGGGCGUAUGAAUGGGUGAUGAAACAUGGAGGCAUUGCAACAGCUGCUCACUAUGGACCUUACACAGGAGCAGACGGCAAGUGUCACUUUGACCCCAAGCACGUUGGAGCUGUUGUAACUGGUUACGUAAACGUGACCUCUGAAAACGGAACUGCCCUGAAGAUGGCACUGGCCAACUUCGGCCCAGUGGCUGUCGGGAUAGACGCAGCCGUGAAGACCUUCAGCUUCUACGCCAACGGCGUCUACUAUGACAAGGACUGUGGUAACAAGCCAGAGGACCUGGACCAUGCAGUGCUGGCGGUUGGCUAUGGUAGCAUGCCUGACAGCAAGGGCAACAUGCAGGACUACUGGCUCAUCAAGAACUCCUGGUCCACGCACUGGGGCGACAACGGUUACGUCCUCAUCUCUCAGAAGGACAACAACUGUGGCGUGGCCACUGAUGCCACGUAUGUCAAGGUGUAAUCGUGGUACCCCAUGGAGUAAUAGCCUGGUAUCCACCAUAUUCUAGCUCCACUUAGUCCUUCGGUUGCUUCCUUGUAGAAUAGACAAUGAUUUCUGAUUGGCUCUGUGUGUUAGAGAUCAAUAAGUCAUUCAUCAGUUUGACCCUGUUACUCUGCUGAGACAUACUUGGUGCAGGACGUACGAACAAAAAUCAUUCGAGCAAACUAAAGCUAUGAUAUCUUGGAAGCUCAUCUGCGUUGGUUGUAAUCAUAGUACAAUGCUAAACUUUCUUUCAACGCAAAGGUAUACAUGAAUCAAAAUUUUCGAUAACAAAAUUUUGCCUUCUUCAAGAUCAAUACUGAUGAUGAAUACAACAUGUACAUUUGUAUGUGUUGGAAGAAAGUUUAGCAUUGUUCUAAAGCUAGGAUAGAUGGAUACCAGGCUAUUGGAAUGGUGUAUCAUUUGUGAUAAAAAGAUCCUGAAGGCUGCCAAUUAGAAAACAUGACAACAUGUGGCUUAUAAAGCAAUUUAGUACCAUGUGCUUGCAUGGGUCAGUUGAAGUAGAAUUUUGAUAUGCUUAGCUCUAUGCACUUACAAUGCCGGUAUACUUGCAUCUUUUGGAUA